This is a messenger RNA of Helianthus annuus (common sunflower), 2086 nucleotides long. RefSeq lists its product as uncharacterized. The transcript has 6 exons. The record is from RefSeq and is a predicted model, not a curated record. NCBI's taxonomy places the organism in Eukaryota, Viridiplantae, Streptophyta, Magnoliopsida, Asterales, Asteraceae. Bases 38 to 2086 code for a protein of 682 amino acids.
CUUUUCUUUCCGUCAACGAGACGGUACCCCCAAGCUGAUGACUCCCCCUAAGGGGAUGACGAUGUGGAAGAAGAAGUUCUUCUAUAUCAAGUGUGCUGCCCUUGCUGUGGAGAUGACGUUUCGGAAUGUGACCGAGACGAUCAUAGCAGAGACCAUUGCGAUGCCCAGUUUGAAAUCAGUGCAGUGGUUCCCGCAGCUGCAGACUAUUGAGUCUGUGAAGUUGACUAACACGCAACUAUGGCUGUUGCGUAUGAUGUUGAGGAGGGGCAAGAACUCGAAACCCGUGGUGCGGGAAAAGAGCGGUGAAGAUGCUCCCGCAUGGAGGAUGUUUGCUCCGGAUUUCGAGGGUACGGUUGAGACCGUAGUUUGUGCGGAUGGUGAACAGGAUCACAAUACUAUCAUCCGUAGUAACUUCCGGGUGCCUACUGCGGCUGCACUGGCAGUUGAGUUGCCAGUAGGCAAAGGUGAUCUUGGGGCCCUGGGGGACCCUGAAGCGAAAGGUGUGCCAAAGAGGCAAACUGUGAAGGGCGUGCGCUUUCGCCAAAAGAAGAUAAAGGAGGUCACUACUGUGCCUCAUCUGGUGCCGCAGGCAGCAGGUAUCUCUCAUUCCUCUUUUCGUCGACACAAGGAUUAUGUGAUAGUAUCUGAUACCCUUGAGGGUUUGGGUACAGCCGCGGAGUCACGUUCCGGUGCUGCGAAGAAGCAGGCGGAAGAUGCGGCUGCGGGAGGGACAGCUGCGGGUCCCCCUGUGAUUGGUGAGAAGAGGAGGCCAGAGCAAAAAGCUGCUGGUGGUGUUGAAACCAAACGUCGGAGACUAGUAACCAAAAGGUCUGCUCCGACGCAGAAAAAACCUGCGGUUGUCGUUGAGCGUCAAGAUGAAGAUUUUUCUAUCUUCGAUGCUCCGGAGUCCCCUCCGCGUGCCAUGGGUGCGGGUGGAACGGAGGUGCCGUCGACACCUCCCGUCAAGGUGGUACCUGAGUCAACCGUGCAGAAGGAGGGUACCGCAGAGAAUGCUGCGGCCCAGAUAUUUGAUACCGUCGACUCGUCCAACAACCUGAUCUCUCCCAAUGAGGGAGACGAUUUGAGUUUGCGGUUCACUGCUACUGGGAAGCAACAUUCUGAUGCUGAACCGCAAAAAACUGGCGCUGAAGCGCGGCAGCACGAUGCUGGGCCGCAGAAGUCUGCGGUUGAUAAAGGUACCAGCUCGUCUGCCGGUGGUGCGGGGUAUGACGGGCCUCCAAUUCAGCCUGGGGAGUCUGAAUUGGAGUAUUACUACCGCACCUACUCCCAGGAUCGCAGUACGCUGUACCAUCGACCCCCCUGGACUGUAUUGCAGGGGGAUGAUAUUGCUAACGACCCUGCGGCCUGCAGGGAGAUCUUGGGCGGUCUGGGGACCCCCUUUGAAGUUGAUCGGGCUCGUGCCGCACCGCGGGAGCUGCGUAUAAACCAGCUCUCGACCAUGUUGGUAGGGACUUCCAUUGUGGCGAAUGCCAUGUUGGAAGACUAUAAAGUUCUGAGUCGCCGCGAGGAGGAGGCUGCUCGUAUGCGGGCGGAAGCCGAGAAGUUGGUCGAGGCUGCUCGUGCGGGUGCGGAGCAGCUUGAGAAGGAUAAAGCUGCUUUUGAGAAGCAGAAGCAGACCUCUGAGUGGGCUGCCACUGUCCAACUGAAACAGGUGCGUACCCUUGCUAAACUCCUUGCUGAUGAGCGUAAGCGUUGGGAGGAAAUUUCAUCCAACGAGCGCAAGAAGUGGAACGAAUCUUGGGCUAAGCAGAACAAUCUUCUGUUUCAUACUCGGCAGGAGCUAGCAAACGCCAAGGCGGCAAAUGUUGCCUUGGGCAAUGAAAAAGCUGCGGCUGAGGCUGCAGCAGCUAAAGCGCUGCAGGCAAAGGAUGAGGCCCUGAAGGCGCUUGAAGAGAUUGUCGAGGCUAUAAUGAAUGCUCCUGAGACCUCAUCUGGUUUGGACUUGGUUAAGGAGCGUGCGCGCGAUGCUGGCUUCAAGACAUGCAUUGUCCAUCGGGAUAACGGUCAAAAAUUCCCGAGCAUGGGGACCCUUCAGGCACUCAAAUACCGCCUUCUGCCGGGAUGA